UAAAUUUCUUGGUGUAUAAAGAUGGAGUUUCAUUAAUGGUGUUACUACUUUUGACCAAUUUAAGCUCUCUUAGCUCCUCUAGUAAUUGCAUCAAGAGGAAAACAAGAGAUGGAUUGGGGAUUCAGAUAUUCCAUUUUCGUCUAUGCAAUACUUUUCUUCCAGCUUGUAAGCCAAGGCAGUGGGAGUAGAAAGAUCCUGGAAAUGAAUACACAUAAACAUUCAGAUUCAGCAUCGCAUAUGGGUGAUGAUCGAAUGGAUCCCGAAGUCAAUAUCUUCUUCACUCCCGAUGAUCUCAAGACGGGCAAAACACUGCAGAUCUUCUUCGCCGCCGUCGGAGACGCCUCGGCGUCGUCUCCUCGUCUCCUCUCCAGGGCGGACGCCGAUUCCAUUCCAUUUUCAUCGGCCGAGCUUCCGCAUCUCCUAGACCUCUUCUCCUUCUCCCCAGCCUCGCCGCAGGCGAGAGCGAUGGAAGAGACGCUAGGGCACUGCGAGUUCCCGGCGAUGAAGGGCGAAACGAAGUUCUGCGCCACGUCUCUGGAAUCGCUGCUGGAUUCGGUUCGCGGAAUUCUCGGAUCGGGGUCUCGGAUCAGAGUCGUGACCACGGAAUUCGUCACCAACCGCUCCGCCGCGGCGGCGGCGGUGCGGAAUUACACUAUUGUGGGAGCUCCGAGGGAGAUUCCGGCCCGGAAGAUGGUGGGAUGUCACAGCUUGCCGUACCCUUACGCGGUGUUCUACUGCCACAGCCAAGAGGGCGACACCACCAGAGUUUUCAAGGCUUCGUUGGUGAGCGAGAAUGGAGAGGAAAGAGCGGAAGCCGUCGCCGUCUGCCAUAUGGAUACCUCGCGGUGGAACCGCGAUCACGUCUCGUUUCGCGUGCUGGGAAUCCGGCCGGGAAGCUCCCCGGUUUGCCAUUUCUUCCCACCUGACAAUCUAGUUUGGGUUUCCUCAGAUUCUCACGAUUUCUAGUGCACCACGGUACUAGUAAUCGGGCAUCAGUAUUAUUACUGGAUUUGUAUUUACAUAUUUGUAUUUGGUAUUGAAUAGAGCUUAAUUCUAUGAAUAAUUUUACAUACACUAGAAUUUUCUUAUCAAA
Messenger RNA from Ipomoea nil (Japanese morning glory), 1093 nucleotides. RefSeq names its product BURP domain protein USPL1-like. Lineage: Eukaryota; Viridiplantae; Streptophyta; Magnoliopsida; Solanales; Convolvulaceae. The coding region runs from base 109 to 966 and encodes 285 amino acids. The transcript has a single exon. The record is from RefSeq and is a predicted model, not a curated record.